Hibiscus syriacus is the source of this 495-nucleotide messenger RNA. RefSeq names its product chorismate mutase 1, chloroplastic-like. Gene Ontology annotation, biological process: chorismate metabolic process; aromatic amino acid biosynthetic process. Bases 1 to 495 code for a protein of 164 amino acids. NCBI's taxonomy places the organism in Eukaryota, Viridiplantae, Streptophyta, Magnoliopsida, Malvales, Malvaceae. Gene Ontology annotation, molecular function: chorismate mutase activity. The transcript is spliced from 4 exons. The record is from RefSeq and is a predicted model, not a curated record. Gene Ontology annotation, cellular component: cytoplasm.
AUGGAAUUUUCCACUGUUGAGUGCUCGGUUUUUAACUUCACAAAUAUUAUUCCGAGAUUAGCAAAGGAAGGAGAUGACGGCAAUUGUGGAUCUACCGCCGUUUGUGACACCAUGUGUUUGCAGGCUCUUUCGAAGAGAAUUCAUUACGGAAAAUUUGUAUCAGAAUGUAAAUUCCGGACAUCUCCCGAUGCUUAUCAAGCUGCCAUUAGAGAACAGGACAGGGAUUUGCUGAUGAAGUUGCUGACAUUUCCCUCGGUCGAAGAAUCGAUCAAGAAAAGAGUAGAAACGAAAACCAGAACAUACGGACAAGUAAUGCAGGGUGAUGAUAUAUGCAAAAACGACAGUGAUCCGGUAUACAAAAUAAACCCAAGCUUGGUAGCCGACUUAUACGGCGACUGGAUCAUGCCUGUCGACGAAGGAAGUCCAAGUCGAGUACCUGUUGAGAAGGUUAGACUGAUCGGAAUGAAUUUAAACAGCUCUAUUCAGCUGUUAUGA